Molecule: messenger RNA, 2298 nt
Organism: Lachancea sp. 'fantastica'
Lineage: Eukaryota; Fungi; Ascomycota; Saccharomycetes; Saccharomycetales; Saccharomycetaceae
Source: the annotation of a GenBank genome assembly
AUGCCAGAUGAAAAGCCCCAAAGUAUAGCAUUUUCGGACCCAGUAAGAAGGUCGAUGUCUGGAGAUCAUGGAUUAGGGGCUGAGCAGGAGCAUGACAAGACCGCUCCGAUCGCCGCUCCUAGCACAGCAAAUCCUAAUGGAGUUGCGAACACAGCGUUCAUCCAAAAACUAUACAAUAUGCUCGAAGAUCCAGCCAUGCGAGAGUUGAUUUGGUGGGCACCAUCAGAAACGUCUUUUCUGAUUCAUCCAACUGAACGGUUCAGUAAAGCUCUGGCAACAUAUUUCAAACACGCUAAUAUUGCAAGUUUUGUCCGUCAACUGAACAUGUAUGGUUUUCAUAAGGUGAACGAUCACCAUAGGAGUAACCAUCAGUCUGCGCGCGCGAAACAUGAAAGUUCACCUGCCACGACGCCGUCGACUAAUCAAAUGAAAGCUUCCGGGGUGGAAGCUGACACUUUUAGCGAUACGCAAAAUUCGGGUCCCAAUAUUUGGGAGUUCAGGCAUAGUUCUGCUGCUUUCAGGAGAGGUGAUUUUGAAAGCCUCAAAUCUAUCAAACGAAGAUCCUCGCGACAGCAUGCCUCAAAUCGAAAAAAUUCGAACAGCACAAUAUCAACGCCCCUGGACUUCACUGCUGCGGCGACCGAACAGUGGUCGGAACAGCUUCCAGGAAUUCAUAGAUCGGCAUCAACCGCUGAUGUAGCACAUGGCUAUCCUUUUCCUGCCACGGCUAUGCCAUCCUCGACUCCUAAUACCACAGGUCUCCUUUACCCUUCAGUGGAUUAUUUUGGACCUACUCAGUCUCAGCAGCAUCAACAAAACUAUAGAAUGGUGCCACCUGCUUCUCAAGCGCCACAGAACGGAAUGAUACCCCAGGCCCAGGGUCUUACUUCAUCCCAGUCACAUAUACAAUCGCAAGAAAGACCACUAAUCGGUAAUAAAGUCAGUGAUUACGCACAGUCCGCAAUUUCACAACUAAUAAGGCCAGAAAUCGUAACCCAAACUCAAUUUGAAUAUGCAGUUGAUGACCUGCGUAACACAAACAUGGAUAUGGUGAAAUUGUUAGAUCUAGUGAAUAACCUCGUCUCCUCGCAUCACAUCAUUGGCAAUUCAGAAAAUACGAAAAGAGCGACCACACCAGUCUCCAAUCGAGCGACUGCAAGUGAGACUGGAGUAUCGCCGGGAAACUCAUCGGCUCAGCAACACAACUCUGAAAAUUUAAUGACCGAAAUUCUAAAACUUCGAAAUUCUGCAGUGAACAGGCUACAAAGGUCUUCGGGCUCACAGCAGAGCUCGGGAUCGGUUCGUAGUUCAGUAGACUACCCACCUGCGAACUCUUAUAACGCGCACUAUCCGAAUCGCACAAAUACCGGGCCCAACAAAAGCUCCUUUUCCUCGCCAGCUUUGUCACAACUUGGGAGUUCACAGCCUACGCCGCCGGCUGUCUCGCAGCUUUCACAAACUGCGUACCAACAAACGCAAUAUUUCCCGACUUCUUAUUCCAGCACGGGAGGGGCGCCCACUGAUUACUUUAACUCGACCAGUACAAAAGUCAACAGUUCUACGGGGCCCUACUUAAUGCUGAAUCCUUUUGAAAGAAAAGAUUCGGCUUCGUUAAACAAAAGCAGACAUAUGAGUGUUUUGAUGGAUCCCCUUGCUCCUGCCCCCAUGAAUGCCUCCGUGGCCGCUGUCACCAACGGUGCACCACUUAGUUUGUCUCAGCAACACAACUACUACAUGGGUCAUCAGGUUACAGGUUCUAUCCCCUUAGGCUCGGUCGGUUGUUCGAAAAACGACGUAAAGAGCUUGCCGACGUCAAAUCCAGAUGGUCAGGAUACUAAGAUUGUAGAAAAGAGACCUGCAUCGCCUUCCAUUGCGGAGAUGCCAGUUCAUCCGCUACCGGUAAGAGGUGGGGUGAAGCAAUUCAAUGGAGGUGCGAAUAAUGCCAUGACUUAUAAGCCGUACUUUCCUUAUGGGACAGUGCCGGGCACGGGGCGCACAUCGCCUUUGGGAACUCAAGUGCCACAGUAUACACAAAUGGCGCUGCCUUCGCACAGAUCUCAACAGCAGGCAGUGGCUCGAACUCACUUCGUUCAAAGAGGACCGUCUCCUUUGAACCCACAUACAGCUGAGGCUGCGGAGCAAGAGUCUUCGGAAGAGGCUUCACAAAAGUCAAAUCCGACAAUUGAUCAAGAGCUGUCGACAGCCCGCAGAGAUGAUCCCACUGGUAGCUCCUCGAGAGUUUCGGCAUUGCUGAAUUACGAUGCAAAAGAACAAUCUUCCAAGAAAAUGAGACUUUGA